CUGUAGCGCCGCCACUGUGGGCUAAGCCCCGAAUGUUUCCAGGUCCAGGCAACGCCCCUGGUAAUAUAACAUAAAAAAGAUAUAAAAAAAUAUAUUGAAUUAUAGCAGUAUUCACUUUGUUGAAUAAUUUAUUCCCAGACCUCAAAAAAGAUUUGCCUUUUGGUCCGAUCUCAAAGGGAAACGUUAUGUAGCCCUAAGCCUCUUCUGUAAUAUACACAUGAUCAGGCUUUUGGAUGUUUUCUUUCCAGUUGUUUGGAAACACCCAGCAAGAACAUCUUAACAUAUACUAGUGCAUAACAAAGGCUGUUGAGUCUAAUGAAAUAUCAUGGAUACAUCACAAAGUGUCAAAACUCUCACCAACAAUAAUACCCCUUAAAGAGUUACGUAUCAACCAGGAAGGAUGGAAUACAUGGGGGGGUUGUGCAUGUCAUCAGGAAAUGAUAAAUGGGUGCUUCACCUCUGAGGGCUUCCAGUAAAACGGUGUUAAGGUGAGACCGCAGGGAGCUUCAAUUAUACAUCGUCCAGGACGAGGAGGUGACAGAGGAGACGGAAAGUAUAAGAAACCUGAGCAUCACACUCAGGUGAGCUGCACUCAGGUGAGCUGCUGCUGAACAUGGACCUGCCAUCUCUACUGCUCUGCGUCCUGCUGCACGCCCUGGCCGUCCGCUGUCAGAGCGCUCGUAUCGUGGGAGGCUACGCUCCGGUGCCGUACCUGAUCAACUACAUCGUUUCCAUCCAGACGACUCAGAGGCAGCAUGUGUGCGGGGGGGCGCUGAUCAACAAGCACUGGGUCCUCACCGCCGCGCACUGCAACAUCGGGGUGAAGAACAUGAUGAUAGUAGCAGGAGAUUACUCUCUGGCCAUCUAUGAAGGCACAGAGCAGCAGAUCCUGCCCCAGCUGCUGGUGCCCCACCCCGGGUACAACAGCACCAACACAGACAGCGACAUCAUGCUCAUCAAGCUGAAGGCCCCGGUCUACCUGAACAGCUUCGUCUCCAUCGCCCUGCUGCCUCGACACGGCGCCUCCAUCUCUGAGGGCAGCAUGUGCCGGGUGUCGGGGUGGGGGUACACCAGCCCCAGCGGGGGGCAGAUCCCCUCCACGCUGCGCACCGUCAGGCUGCCCAUCGUCUCCUCACUGACCUGCAACAGCAGCCAGUCGUUCAACGGCAGGAUCACAGAGAACAUGCUCUGUGCCGGGUUCAGCAUCGGGGGGAAGGACGCCUGCCAGGGGGACUCCGGGGGUCCUCUGGUCUGCGAGGGCCGGAUCUACGGCUUGGUGUCCUGGGGCUACGGCUGUGCGGACGCUCAGUACCCCGGAGUCUACACGGCCGUGUCCAAGUUCCGCCGCUGGAUAGACAACACCAUCUUCAGCUACUACAGCCGCUGCACCAGCGAGUAGACACAGCCGCUGCAAACCCCAAAC
Gymnodraco acuticeps is the source of this 1423-nucleotide messenger RNA. RefSeq names its product trypsin-3. NCBI's taxonomy places the organism in Eukaryota, Metazoa, Chordata, Actinopteri, Perciformes, Bathydraconidae. The coding region runs from base 614 to 1399 and encodes 261 amino acids. Gene Ontology annotation, biological process: proteolysis. Gene Ontology annotation, molecular function: serine-type endopeptidase activity. The transcript has 5 exons. The record is from RefSeq and is a predicted model, not a curated record.